AUGAGAGCGGCGGGACCUCUUCGGAAGAACUGGCUGCCGCAAGAUUGCGUGCUCGUUCGAUACAUCAGUGACCCGACUUUGCUUCACUGGAGAUGUGUGAUGCUGUGCUUGUAUGGAGACAACGUGGUGGUGCUGACCCCAGAUAGAGACUUGGAGUCAACUAGGCUUGCCACUGGAUCAGUGUACUCUGAAAUCAGGAAGAUGACAAGUGGGAAGCUUCCCGCUGGAAUCCGGGAGCGGGAGACCUACUUGCCCAAGCACUCUCCGAAUGGUGUCAUCCUGCACGAUGAGAUGAGGACCCUGAUGUCUAAUGCAGAGAGACGGUUUGCCGCUGAUGGUACUCGUCGACGUGUUGUGGGAAGACUAGAGGAACCGGAAGGUGUUGUGUCUCCGGAGGCUCAAGCCCAAGCUCCUCCUCACCAACAGCCCCCGGAGCAAGGACCCGAAGGGGAACAGCGGUGGCUGGUGGUCUACGCCUCAGAUGGUCGAGGGGUAGGUGAUGAAAUGGCGAUUGGAGCUGACGUGCAGAGGUUGUUCGUUGGUGGGAAAGAGUUCAGCAUGUUCAGUGAUGAUGGGCGAGAGGUGCUUUGUAGGGGGGUUCGUCAUGAGGAUUUCCACUUGGUACAAAGAGCCGCUCUUGCUGGGGUCAAUGUUGAGCCUCCGGCAGAACGGGAUCUUCGGAUCCUUCCAGUCAUCUUCGAUUCGGCCGAGGAAAGGUGGCGCACUGUGUCGGAGGCGGUGCCGGAAUUCGAGGACGUGGAGUUUGACGAUUACCCCCUGCAGGGUCCUCGCACUGUCAGUCAUGACACUCGCCAGCUUCGCCGAUUGGGGCUUGACUUUGUUCAGCAUCACGAGUCUUGGCUAAAAAAGAGUGGUGUGAGGCCCACUGACAGGUCAGUCCACGAGCACUCUUCGGUCUGCCGGGCGCUGAACCUGAUGAUGUGCUACGACCAGCUCAACUUGCCGGCCAUUGCGGCUGCUGAAGCUCUGAAUAGGCGUCGGACUUUGAUCGAACAUGCUCACCAAGGGCGACCAGAUGCCCCUUCGUACGAAGGCGCAGAGGAUUUCCUGGGAGUGAGAGAAAGUGCUGAUGGAUCGAUAGUUGACCCAGCUUUGGCGGCUUUUGCGGCAAAGAGACAAGCAACCAAAGCGGAGGUGAUGAAGCAGACUCGCCUGGCAAGUGAGGAGAAGAGACUCAGUCGCAAAGGCGAGGGCAAGGGCAACAAGGAGAAGGAGGAUGGGGGCAAAGUGGUGAGUGAGGCCCAUUUCAAAAGGCCUCCACCCCCUGAGAGGGAGACCCCACAGGCAGCGCUUCGGCAGCUGCUGUCCAAGAAGGUGUCCUCAGGCUAUGAGUCGGGGGACGCCCCAGGCCAGGUUGUGGCCUAUCAGAGGGCGCUGCUUUCGCUCCCAAGAGACCAGCAAGACCCAGUACAGUUGAGUCACCUGCUUCCAGCCAAAGAAAAAGAACAACUGGAGCAUUUUGCUGACUCAAUGCUUCUCUCCGAUGAGGAGAUGGCCGGUGUCUUGGAGCGAGGCUUCAGCCGCGACAAAUACCUUGACCCAGUGCUCGAAGGAGAUCAAACAGAGUACCAUGCGUUUGUCGCAGACCUCUUUGCGUGCAAAUUGUUGGAUUUCACCAUUGCACCCAAGUCUCAAGUGAAUAUUUUGCUCUCCCCGCAAUUGAUCCAGUCCAGCUUCGUGAUGCUUUGGGGUGUUUGCCUCACUGCGGGAUACUUCAAGACCGGCGGCCAGCGCCGAUCCUGGGACAUGGGAGGGGGGCAGCAUUCAUCAGCCCUGUUGAUCUAUGCUGACAACAACAACCACAUAGGGAUAGAGAGGGAGAAGCUGUUGGAAGAACAGAAAAACAUGAUUGGUUCUUUGCACUCGCAUGGACUGGAAACUCACGAAGUCACUGAUCCAGUCUCCCUCGCAGAGAGCUUGGGGAUCCGGAUCAAUGGCGCCACCGGCCAGGUGGGGACCACAGCGGCGAGGGACUGGAGGCUCGAUCGUGCCUUGGAAGGACUGGCGUUUGCAAGGCCUCGCAUAUCGGGGCAAGAGCUGGAAGUGAUUGUGGGUCACAUGACGAUUCGAGCUCUUUUACACCGGGGGCUCAUGAGCAUCCUUCGGCAUGCGUAUGUUUUUAUUCGCAGAUUUUACCACCAGAGGCAUAGGCUUUGGGCUUCAGUCGCUUUGGAACUUCGUAUUUUUAGAGGGCUGAUGGCUUUAGGUACUGCCAAUGUUUUUGCUGCCUGGGAUGGCCAACCAAUUUGCACCGAUGCUUGUUUGUCGGGCUAUGCUGCGAUGGAAUCGCAGCACUCUUCGCAGGAAGUGGCUUCGCUUGGCCGCUACGACGAGAGAUGGCGGUUCAGGUGGGGAGAUGGCAGAAAGGUUGCGCCUCGCAGUCAAGCGUUGGACACCUCCAAAGUUUUUGAGGACCCCAAGACAGUGCUUCCUGAAGUUACUGGCGAGGUUUUUGGCGAUCUGGAAUUAGUAGCUGGUUUUCCCGAAGUUGGUCAUGAUUUCAUGAACGAGAAAGCCUGGCAUCCUCUCUGGAACUCCCAUAUAACCCACAAAGAACCAGUACACAUGAUUGAAGCCCGCUCCAUUUUAGCAGCAGUAAAGCACAGAAGCCGGGACCACCACCGUCAUCGAAAGAAGAUUCUCAUACUCAAUGACAACAUGUCGGUGGUCUUGGCUUUACAAAAGGGAAGAUGUCACAACUAUGGUCUGCUUCGGAUUAUUCGUAGGAUAUCGGCUCAUGCCCUGGCUACGGGGCAACGCUUUCACAUUCGGUGGCUGGCUUCAGAACUAAAUGUUGCUGACAAGGGCAGUCGCCAAUGGGAGAGUGAGAGACGAGCUGAAGACUUCGAAAAGCGCAAAGCCCCGAAGAGAGGUGCAAAUUUUUUCCAAGACAGAGGCUGUGCGUGCAAACCAGAGGAUGCGAAGCCCUUCUCUGGAGGCAGGCCGAAAGAGGAAGAGGAGUCGGUCACCUUCGAGGGGGAAAGGACCAUUUUGGAGAUCCACUCCGUGAAAGAGCCACAAAGGAAAGAAUACUCUCGGAGGCUGGAAGAAUUCUACAACUUCGUAGCAUUUCACAACCUGAGCAUUCGCACCGAAGGCGAGCUAGACAUAGCCAUGUGCGACUAUGCCGACGAGCUUUUCCUCGAUGGGGAGGGGUGUCAUGUCGGAGAAAAGUUGAAAGCUGCCCUCGAGUACGAACGGCCAGAGGGGAUCAGGUCUGGCCAACUGAUGCUGCCCAGGUUCAAGCGAGCCAUGAAGGGAUGGCGCAAAUUAGCGCCGCAGCAAACACGCCUUCCCAUGAUGGAGUUCCUCAAGAGCUGCAUCAGUGGUCUCAUGAUGGACAUGGGGGAGCGGGAAAUGUCUCUGUUCAACGAAACCUCAUUUUCAACUUAUGCCCGACCAGGAGAGCUGCUCAGGCUUCGACCAGUAGAUGUGGUUCCGCGUGCCCCAGGACACAACUUCGACGUGUUGAUUCUGAACCCAAUCGAACGAGGGGAAACAUCGAAAGCCGGAAUUUUCGACGAGACGUUGAUCCUGGACGACAGCCGCGCUCCAUGGCUGGGGGAGCUCUUGAACCAGUUGGCGGCUCGCAGGAGCAAAGAAGUAGGAGAAGGAGGACAGCUGUGGCCCUUCACAGCCCGCAAGUACCUGGAGACUUGGCGACAGUGUGUGAGAGCUCUAGAGGUGGAAGACGUGGCGGAGACCCCCUACCAGAAUCGUCAUGGAGGCGCCAGCCGGGACCACCUUCUCAGACUGAGGAGUGUGGGGAACAUUCAACGGAGGGGGAGGUGGGCAAGCGACAGCAGCUCCAGAAUCUACAGCAAACCCGGGAGACUUCAACAAAUCGUGAAUCAGCGUGGCAAUCGGCUGACGGAUUUCGGAGAGAAUGUGAGAAAGAAUUUUCUUCGUUGGUUCCACACUGGGUUUCGGGAGAUCCCAAAGCAGGCUGCAAAUCGCAUGUUCUUUGCGUCGGUUCGCCUGAUUCGCCGCUGCCUACGUUUAG
Messenger RNA from Durusdinium trenchii, 4024 nucleotides. NCBI's taxonomy places the organism in Eukaryota, Dinophyceae, Suessiales, Symbiodiniaceae. The record is from the annotation of a GenBank genome assembly.